Molecule: messenger RNA, 1693 nt
Organism: Amphimedon queenslandica
Lineage: Eukaryota; Metazoa; Porifera; Demospongiae; Haplosclerida; Niphatidae
Exons: 6
Coding region: 151-1437 (428 amino acids)
Biological process (GO): positive regulation of proteasomal ubiquitin-dependent protein catabolic process; negative regulation of canonical Wnt signaling pathway; cell development
Cellular component (GO): beta-catenin destruction complex; nucleus; plasma membrane
Molecular function (GO): ubiquitin protein ligase binding; molecular adaptor activity; protein kinase binding
Source: RefSeq, a predicted model, not a curated record
ACUAACUAAAUGCCAGUCAGUCCACGCCUGCCUCUCAGUGUCACAGUUGCUCCUGCAGAUCAGAUACUUGAUGCUGCCUCUAUAGAAAAGGCGAUCAAGCGGAGAGUGGAACACUAAGAGUUUCUGUAUAAUCCUCAUCUACAUGUAUCUAUGGCUAGCAGCGAUCCUGAGCUAGCGCUAGAGGAAGCACUGAGGCGAAUUCAAGGAGACCACUCGAACGAGUCUGAGCCUGAAGACACCAGCAGUACUGUCUCCUCUACCGAAGAAAUCCCAACGGACUAUUCCCGACGAGAUACUAGUAUCGUUGGACAAUCAGUUGCUUCUGCUGGCGUGCGUUUGCUGUGCAUGCCGCCUAGAUCUGGUUCAGUCCGUCAGUCAUCAUCAGCUGAAGCAGGAGGCCCUGGGGCUACGCGUUCCCAGACGGUGCGAACUGCUUUCUUACCUCCUCGCUCGUCUCGUCGAGCACAAACUGUCAAUAAUUCCAAGGACUCGAUCCUAACUCAAACCGAUUUCUCUCAGAUGGUGUACGAGAAAUUGGAGAGUGUUGCAAGAGAGAGACACCAACUGAAGCUCCGAGCUCAAACCCUUGCCAGACAGCUGGGUAAACCAAUCAAAGACAUUAUGUCAUUAGAUUGGAGUGAUGCACCAGACUCCAAUAGGAAAUUCAUCUCACUAUCGCCCGAAGAGAAAUCCACGACGACAAACCAGAGAGAGCCAUCCUGCAGUGACAGUGGGCUAGGAUUCAGCUACCUAGGACAGUCAUACUCCGAUCUGAGAUCAAUGGACGAACAGCAAGACUGUCUAUUGAACCAAUCAACAUGUUCAUCAAAGCAUUCUUAUCAUAGUUCACUGGAGUACAAUAGCAUUGUACCACCAGUAGUGGGCCCUUCUCCUGAUGGCCCUAGACACAUAACAACAUCAAUCACACAGCAUUAUCAUCAUCCACCUUCUCUGUCCAUUCCAGACUUUACAAGCCCAGUCCCCUCCUCCUCCUCUUCUUUCUACUCUGGUUCUCUUCAUCAUCAGCCUCACCACUCACGUCAUCAGCAUCCCUCCCACCGCUCUUCUCCUCUCCCCUACCACACCGUCCACCCUCUCUCCUCUGCUCCACAAUCCUUAUUACCAGUUGGGACAAACUCUACUGCUGCUACACCCCUCCCUCUCCCUCCUCCAUCUCAGUCUUUAUUGGUAGCAUACACAAUAGACACUUCAAAGAACACUUUUGCCAAAAGAAUUAAUCUGGUAGCCCCAGUGUUGACACUGAGACAAUUUAAGGAUGACAUAUUUGCAAGGAAAGGAUCGUACAGAUAUUUCUUUAAAAAGUACUGCGAAGAACUAAGCGAUGUGAUAUUGGAAGAAGCAACAGAGGACAUGCAAGUACUCCCACUGUACAAUGGUAGCAUAGUUGGACAUGUUGAAAAAAUAGAGAGAGACUAGGUGUUGCUCUCAGUUGGCGUGCAAUUGCACAUUCACUCUCUGGCAGCCAAUUUGACAGGCACUUUUUAUCUUUGUUACAUUAUAAUAUUAUUAUUAAUAUAUUAUUAUUAUUUUGUUAUUAUAACUAUUAUUAUUAUUAUUAUUAUUAUUAUUAUUAUUAUUAUUAUUAUUAUUGCUCCAAUUGAUACAUGUUUUGGUGUGUGAUUGUGAGUUUAUUUUUAUUUUUGAUGGCUCGUUUUACAAUGAUGAAAACAAA